Marchantia polymorpha subsp. ruderalis is the source of this 2995-nucleotide messenger RNA. Lineage: Eukaryota; Viridiplantae; Streptophyta; Marchantiopsida; Marchantiales; Marchantiaceae. The record is from the annotation of a GenBank genome assembly.
ACAGUUCGACGAGCUGACGCAAUCCCACCCGCAUUAUCCACCACAACAGCCCCGGCGAACUCGCCAAGCCGAUGAAAGCUCCAGAGAAAACACCGUGCACAACAGCAACAGCAACGCAGCAGAAGGAGCAUGAGCAUGAGGAUGAGCGGAAAGCGUUGAACGACGAGGAGGCGAGCGGAGGCAGAGAAGGAGGAGGAGGAGGGCUGAAAGUCCAGUCGAAUGUGCACUCACCUUCUGCGCAAGGCGGACCGGGAUCGAAGUCAACGGGAAGGGGCCGGUCCGUGGGGAUCGAGAGCGAGACGAACGCGAUCGCUGCGGAAGGUAGAUUCUCGGGGCCGAUCGAAGGCGGGCGAUGUGGUCCGGCGAGUCGCUGGAUUAGCACCUGCCGACGAGUCUAGGCCGAUAGAUAGCCUGGCAGCGGCAGAUUUCGCGACGCCCCGCAAGAUUCGACGAAGUGGAGGGCCCGCACGCGAGCCCGACCUCGGCACAGGACUCGCUGGCCUCGUGCACUGUCGCCCGUUUCUUCGUCGCCCUCGGCAGGCACCUCGCCCCUCCCUCCAUUUAGGCCCCGCGCGGCUCUUAUGCCCCGUUCUCUGGCCCCCGCAUCGAUCCGCUGCGCGCGCCUAUAUUUUGCGCGCCACGGCGCCUUCCGACGGCUAGAACGGGCCCCCGUCCUUUCUCCCCCGUCUUUCAUCCCCCCGCCCCCGCCAGGGAAGCGCUUCCAGCUCCUGACAGUGACGAGCAAGGUCUUCGUCUUCGUCGUCGUAGAAGUUGAUCGAUUGCUGCGAGUUUGCUGAGAUUUUGUUGCUCCUGGCGAGCGAGAGCCUGUCAUCGGAGAGAGCGAGCGCUAGAGCUCGAUUCCUCCUCGUAUAUAAAAGUUUGAAAAGUUUGAAAAGUCUCAAAAGUCUCGGAAGGGUUUUAUUAAGUGGUUCAUCGUGUGCACUCUUGUUUCGGUCGGUCGGUUCGUCGGAUUGCUGAAGUUCACGAGAAUCGACAGCCUCGGUGGGGAGAACUUGUUCUUUCGGAUUCUUCGUCGUGCGGGCGCUGUACUUGUCCACGGAUUGCGCGCAGCUCACGUCGACUGACGCAGGCGGCCAUUCGUACGUGUGAGAGAUAGAGGGAGAGAAAGGGAGAGAGAGAGAGAGGGACAGGGAGGGAGCUCCGAAGCAGUCGAUCGCCGUCGUGUCCAAUUCUCGACCGCGAGCCGAGAGGUCGUCGCCACAAGCCAGCGUCAGCAGCAGAACGGCGAUCGACUGCCGGCCGCGGGCCUUGGGCCGAGACCAUGGCGCACUUGGAGAAGCAGACGCAUCAUGUGACAUUCCAGGUCCCCGAGAGCCAAAUGACCAAGAGCGGGUCCAUCCGCUACAAGGUGCCGAACUCGAUUCUGCAGAGGGAGACGGAGAAUCCGAAAGAUUUGUUCAUCAUCGGCAGGAGAUUGGGCGCUGGGCAGUUCGGCACCACUUACUCGUGCACGGAGAAGGCGACGGGCAAGGAGUACGCUUGUAAAGUGAUCCCCAAGCGCAAGCUGCUGCUGAAGGAGGAUGCGGAGGACGUGAGGCGCGAGAUUCAGAUCAUGCACCUUCUGUCGGGGCACCCGAACAUCGUCGACAUCAAGGGCGCGUACGAGGACACGGGAAAUGUGUACAUGGUGAUGGAGCUGUGCGCCGGGGGCGAGCUGUUCGACCGAAUCACGCAGCGUGGGCACUACAGCGAAGCUCAGGCCUCGGCGGCCAUUCGAGCGAUUCUCGAAGCGAUCGAGAUUUGUCACGAGCUCGGCGUCUUCCAUCGCGACUUGAAGCCGGAGAACUUCCUGCUCGCCGACAAAGACGAAGAUGCUCCUCUGAAAGUCAUCGACUUUGGGCUCUCCACGUAUUUCAAGAUUGAUGAGGUAUUCACCGAUAUCGUCGGGAGUCCCUACUACAUUGCUCCUGAGGUUCUACUGAGGAACUACGGACCCGAAGCCGAUGUAUGGAGUGCUGGUGUUAUCUUGUACAUUUUAUUGAGUGGUAUUCCUCCCUUUUGGGCAGAAAAUGAGGACGCUAUAUUCAAGUUGAUUCUUACGAGCGAUGUAGUCUUCAUGUCAGAAACAUGGAAGUCUAUCUCGCUGCCGGCCAAGGACUUAAUUCAGAAAAUGCUUAUCCGAAAUCCGCUGAAAAGACCGACAGCACGUGAAGCUCUCAUGCAUCCGUGGAUUCAGGAAGACGGUGUAGCUCCUGAUGUCCCCAUGGAUCCAAUCGUUCAAUGCCGACUCAAGAAGUUUUCAGCGAUGAAUAAGCUAAAGAAGAUGGCAAUCCGAGUUAUAGCCGAAAAUCUGUCUGAAGAGGAGAUUGCAGGUUUGAAAGAGAUAUUCAAAAUGGUCGACACAGAUAACAGCAGCACAAUCACCUUCGAAGAACUGAAAAUUGCCCUCAGAAGGUUUGGGUCUGUCCUCAAGGAUUCCGAGAUCCACGACCUACUUGAUGCUGCUGAUGUUGAUCAAAAUGGAAUUAUAGACUACGGCGAGUUCAUCGCGGCAACCAUCAGCUUGAACAAGGUUUCACAGCAGGAGAAUUUGCACAUAGCAUUCCAAUACUUUGACAGAGAUAACAGUGGUUAUAUCACAAAGGAUGAGCUGCAACAAGCUUGUGUGGAACACCAUCUGAAGGACGUGCAGGUUGAUGACAUGAUUAAAGAACUGGAUAAAGACAAUGAUGGACGUAUCGACUACAACGAAUUUUCGGCUAUGUUUACGAGAGUGAAUAGUGGCCUCAGUCGACGAGCAUCUCGAAACAGCUUCCGAAGUACUUUCGGAACAUGCUAACAGCUGCCGGGUGUGACUGACGACUGGGCCCAGAUAACUCCUGGUAACCUAGAUUUUUUUGGACAUGUAAAAGAAACAGUAGAUUGCUGGCACGCGCAUCAUGUAAAUAUCUAGUUUACGCUCUGUAAAUGUAUUUUGCUGCGAGAUCUUACCUCCAAUUACCUGAAUAUAUUGAGUGGUUAUUGCUCUGCGUUG